UGCCACAUGCCAAGCGUUUUUAAAUUUGAAAUAUUUUCAGUUGAGUUUAAUCGUGGAGUAGUGCGGUCGACGGGUCUCGUCGAUCAUCACGUUUGUGCCAUAAUAUAUAUUUCGGCAAACCAGUUUUAGAAGAAGCUACAAUGAAUCAAGAAACGGACCGUCUGUAUCCUAAUCCCAUGACGACUGAUUCAAAAGUUCAACCGGAAAUUCUGCCACUAUCAACGUCCGUGUUCACCGUUUCCUCGCCGAACGCCCCUAGACCGAUUCCUUUGCUGCUGGGUCCGGAUAAUACUGUAACAGUAUGUCCGUUUUGUAACAAUAACAUCAAGACUUCUGUGAGGUACAAAAGCACCACUCGCACGCACAUACUCGCCGUGCUAUGUUGUUUUGUGUGUUGUUGCUGUUGCAUUCCCUAUUGCAUGGACUCGGCAAAGAAUGCUGACCACUACUGCCCCAGUUGCAAGAACUACCUCGGAACUUACGAGAAGUAAAUCAUCGGAAGUCAACAUCAAGAAGAAAUGUGGGUGACAAUGAUGUUUUUUGUAUCAAUACUCAUUCUGCUUUUAUAUUUUAUGUUUAAACAUGAAAGACAUGUUACAAUUUAAAGACGCCUGUUAUGCCAUAAGAAAAACAAUUAGAUUUAUGUUCAAUUUGUGCUUUUAAUUACAUAAGACAUUUUCAUUAAAUAAGAUUUAUGUUCACUUUGUGCUUUUAAUUACUUAAGUCAUUUUUAUUAAAUAAUUGUACCAAGA
Messenger RNA from Bicyclus anynana (squinting bush brown), 752 nucleotides. RefSeq names its product lipopolysaccharide-induced tumor necrosis factor-alpha factor homolog. The transcript has 6 exons. The record is from RefSeq and is a predicted model, not a curated record. Bases 141 to 491 code for a protein of 116 amino acids. Gene Ontology annotation, molecular function: zinc ion binding. NCBI's taxonomy places the organism in Eukaryota, Metazoa, Arthropoda, Insecta, Lepidoptera, Nymphalidae.